This is a messenger RNA of Teleopsis dalmanni, 1561 nucleotides long. RefSeq lists its product as uncharacterized. The record is from RefSeq and is a predicted model, not a curated record. Lineage: Eukaryota; Metazoa; Arthropoda; Insecta; Diptera; Diopsidae. The coding region runs from base 154 to 1236 and encodes 360 amino acids. The transcript is spliced from 2 exons.
CUUACAAAAUCGUGCACCAAUGACCUAAAACUGAAUAUUGUAUAAAAGCGUAUGAAAAAUCCAACGAAAAACAGUCGAGAAGUGCAAUCAUCAACUAAAAUUGAUAAAUUCUGAAUUAAAAAUCGUGUACCUGUAAAAUAAAAAGAGAUAAAUAUGCUCUAUGCGAGACUAUUUUUGCUAUGUUGUCUGCCAUUUGUGGUAUCGACAUUGACCGUGGUAAAAUCACAUGAGGAUCUCGAAAACGUUGCAAGUACUGAAGACAAACAACUGCGUCAUCACCAUCCAAAUCAUUUCGAAAAUAUAGAUUUUUUGCACGAAAAUGUGGAUUUUAGCUUAGAAGAACCACAACAAAUAUCAGCUGAUAAGGCGUCGAAAAUAAAUUGGUUGCCCGUUUGGGAGGAAAUUGAAAUUAUAGGGGCUAAUGACAUACGCCAAGCAGAUAGUCUACAUACGGAACCACGCUCGAAGCUUAAGACAGCAGUAGAAUAUACGCCAGAUGUGACAGUGGAGAAAGUGGUACAUGUACACCAUGUACCCGUUGAAAUACCGGUACAUGCAAAUAUUUUGGUACAGCAACCUAAACAAGCUAAAGUGGCAGAUGAAAAUUGUGAUGCACCUAAUGGACAGGGAUUAAAGAAUCUACUUAAACAAGCGAAGACAUUGAUUCCAUUCGAACGCAUCAGGGCCUUGGUCGCAAAUGCUACGGCAAAUGACAAUGAAGUUCGAGCAGUUAAGAAUUUACUUUCUACUAAUAAAUUUCGUGCUCUCGCAGCUUCACUUCAACAGACAAAUGAAGUGAGCGCACUGCGUGAUUACUUUUGUAAGGUGCUACACAUGGACCUGAGGUAUUACCUGAAUUUUGUACGUUCGUUGGUCGAUUUCAGUGCCGUUAAUCAGUUGAACAGUAAUAGCACCAGUGAUACAUUUAGAGGACGUAGAGGUAUACGUGGUCUUAUACUUGAUAUAUACGAUUUAUUACCACAACAGCAGUUGAUUGAUCUCUAUGAGAAUCUCUUCAAUAACGAUGAAUAUCUGGUAUUUGCUGUGCGCCGUCUGAAUUCUAAAGAAUUCCGCCAGUUAGUUAAGAAUUUUAAAACUACCAGACAACUGCAUGAUAUGAUUACGUUGCUUGAAAAUGUGGGCGUACCAAUAAUGGAUGUAAGAGAUUUGGUAAAUGCUGCUUUGGGUUGGCAAGGUAAUGAACCUGGCCGGCCAAACUAUAAACUAAAAAUUUGAUAAUCUAUUAUAUAUUUGAUAAAAAAAUAUAUAUUGUGUACAUAAUACAUUAAAAAUAAUACAACACAAGUAUUUAAUUACAGAGGUACGUUUCCUCUGGCUUAGACCAGUUAACUUACUUGAGAUUCAAGUAAUUCAAACAAUCUUAAGUAAGCUAACUGUCUGACGAAUCCAAGUGUAGUUAGUUAAGUUUCUGGAAGAGUAUAACAGUCUCCUCUAUAGCACUCAUGUAAAUUCAGUUGUAGAAUAUAGUAUCUACCGUAAUUAAUUAUCUUGUGUUGUUACUUUAACUAUUUUAAUUAUAAUAACAUAAAGUAAUUAAUUU